This is a messenger RNA of Spizellomyces punctatus DAOM BR117, 3903 nucleotides long. RefSeq lists its product as uncharacterized. The record is from RefSeq and is a predicted model, not a curated record. The transcript is spliced from 26 exons. Gene Ontology annotation, cellular component: ciliary transition zone. Gene Ontology annotation, biological process: non-motile cilium assembly. Bases 1 to 3897 code for a protein of 1298 amino acids. NCBI's taxonomy places the organism in Eukaryota, Fungi, Chytridiomycota, Chytridiomycetes, Spizellomycetales, Spizellomycetaceae.
AUGCCACGAGGAACCUCCACAGAUCUUCGUCCCGAAAUUGUUACAGACGAACUGUAUAAUUUGAAGAGUGAAAAUCUCAACCUUAAGCGGAAAAUUAAUGAUCAGGAUGAUAAAACCAAAAAGCUCAUAACCAAGGUACAAAAACUUACGGAGGAUUUGAGACGAGCAAAGGAGCCCUCACUGGGCCCUCAAACCAAUGGGAGCGUCGAACGUGUGAAUCGAAGAGAGAUGGCUGAAAUGGAUGACAUGGUGGAUGAUCUCCGUGGACAGCUGAGAAAUAUGGCAAAAGAGAAUUCCCAACUGAAGACCAAAAUGAACUUCUUCAAAGCUUUGCACGAGGCUGAGACUCGAAAGGGUGCUAGAUACGAUCAUAUACCCCCUCGAAUAGAUUCAGGAGUGCGACGGCUUCAUCCAGCCAUUGCUGUCAAAGGACGCGGUAGAGAACGGUAUCGCCCUACAGGUACAAGUACUCCGGCGGAGCCUGAUCAUAACAGCGAAGAAGUUGCGAAAUUGGAAGAGCUUGUGACAGUACUGCGCGGGAAGCUGAACGAUUCCCAACGUGAACUCGAAAGUGCACAUGAAGAAAAUCAGCGGCUAAAGCAGCAAAACGAAAGUCAGGAACAGCAAGCAGAUAUUGAGCGUCUAGCACUACAACGAGAACAUGCUGACCUAAAAAAGCGGUACCAGGAAAUCAAGGAUAAACACGACACUUUGGAUGAGAAAUUACGUGGCCUGACUGAGACCUAUUACGAGGCCGUGGGAACUGUGGAAGUGUUGACAAAUGACCUCAAAGAGGAGAGAAGGAAAAGAACGGAUUUGGAGCAUCUAGUUAAGGAAAAUGAAGCGCAGUCUCGAAGAGAAAUGGAGCUUAACAUCAUCAUAGAUGAUCUUCGGUUUGAAAAGAAACUUUUGGAGGAAGAGCAAGCGCGCCUACUGCAGUCUCGUUUUGGAUCCCACAGAGAGGAAGAGUACAACAAUGAACGACAAAUACUCAGAAAACGAGUCGAAGAGCUCGAAACCCAGCUCACGGAAACUUUAAGGGAUAAGACCGGUUUACAUUCAGCUUUGCAGGAGGCGCGAGAUCAGUGUCGACUGCUCUCGGAGGCAAAGCAAAAAGCAGAAGGGCAAAUGUACGAUGUGCAACAUGAACUGGACAAGCUGCAAGAGCAAAUGAGGCGCCUCACGCAGAAUGGGUUGAUCGAAAUUUCCCAGAUUGAAGAGGCGCUGACGUUCUGGAGCCUAAGGAACCAGAAAGCCCAGACUGCAGACUUCAUUUCACAGGCUGAUGAUCUUGCAGAGGACAAACGAGUGCUUCAAGACUUGCGAUUGCAAUAUGCGAGAUGCAUCGAGGACCUGGAGAAAACCAGAAGAUUACUGCAACUACAAGAGCAUAUCAACAAAGAUUACAAGUUAGAGGUGGAGCACCUGCAGCAGAAGCUCCAAGCCACUCAAAAUGAAUAUGAACUUCGUCUAGAGGAGGAUUCACGGCUUUUAGAUCUACGUAGUAACAAGAUUGCUAGUCUGGAAGCGCAGCUGAAAAAUAUUGCCUAUGGAACAGCAAAAUUACCGACUGCUGUUGAGAAAGCUACCGAUGAUGACGACGAGGUGGAACUAGAGAAAGGCCAAAACCUGAUUGCUGUUCAUGUCGAUGCCGCCCUUAUAAGCGAAGAAGGAUUCAAGUUACUGCAGCAGCUUGGGCACGACAGUAGAGACGGCGAGAGCUUUGCUUCCUUUAUUUACUUUGAUUUCUACGAUUUCGAGACUCAAGUCACUCCAAUUGGCAUUGGUCUCAUGCCACAUUACAAUCUGACCUCCAGAUACAAAGUGUUCGUGGACGACUUCUUCCUCAUGUACCUGCAAAGCCACCCUAUGAUUUUGCACCUCUGCCGGUCAGACGGACUUGAUUACGUGGAGGUGGCCACCUGCGCGGUAAUUUUCAAAGAUCUGACGGAUCCUCAUCGUACCGAUCGCUUGCAAUAUUAUGGUCAACUUGUUAGCACGCACGAUAAUAAAACGGUCAUUGGAAGUAUUAAUUACUCCUUACGAGUUCGAGUUCCUAUGGUACAAGCCAUAAGAUCAUUCAAGGAACGAACCGUCGCUUUGAACCUCUUGACGGUCGGGGACAAGGACGUCUCUGGUAAAAGGUUUACGCAUCGAGCGGAUAUGAAUGAGUUGAUUGUCCGCAUUGCCAAUUGUUCAGGACUUACUGCACCACCAGGGAAGUCCCCAGCGGUAUACCUUUCCUUCCAGUUACACAAUCAGGAUAUGUCCUUGACGGACACUAUCCAAGACACGUGCAAUCCAGAAUUCAAUUUCUACCAAACCUUUCCGAUGCCAAUGAAUCUGGAUCUCGACAGAGUCCUACGGACUAGCACGCUGGAAAUAGUGGCGCUGGAUGAUAACGACGGUCUUGAAGACUACGUCUACGGCAUAGCUAAAGUUCCACUUCUAAAUUUGGCACUAAAUGAAAAUAUUCAAGGGCAGUUUGACUUGAAGGAUGCAUCUGGCAAACGACGAGGAAAAGUCAGCGUGUCCUUAGCUUGGGAAAAGCCAUACAGACUUGAAGUGAUUCCUAUCGUUUCUCAACUUGAUGAGCCAUCCGUUGCGGCCGAGUAUAGUGGUAAUGCGCCUGAUCGAAGCCUCGUUGACACUGUCCCUCAUGAACCUCAGAACCACCGGCAAAGUCAACAGAGCUCGGUACAAUCUCCACGCCGACAGUCCCAAGAGGCAUCCAACACAUCUCUUGUAUCAAAACCCUCCACAUUCACAGUCAGUGAUAUGCCUCCCGGCUCCAUUAUGUCGUUGAGAGACGAUGAAAACGUGUCCCCAAGCGCAAGUAUAGAUUCAACCGGGACAAGUGAACGUUCUGAUCAUCGCAGCCAAGCGAGCAGACGCAGAAGAAAAAAACGCAACUUGGAAGCGUCCAGCUUCGACGAGGGACCUAGCGAAAGUGCAACCAGCUCACGGCAACUUGGAAAGUCUCGCAGUGAAGAAGUGAAGUAUACGAUCCCAAGUGGGGAACAGUCGGGUGGAAUUACCAGUCCUGGACAGUUGCACGGAUCGGGCUCUAGACAACAAAGUAGCAUAUCUUCAGUAUGGUCAGAUGCUAAUGAUAGCGCGUCGGAGCACGCCCUGGAGCUUGCAACAUCACCACGAAAAGUCUUGGAAGAGACUGGACAAGGUAUCCUAGGGGAUGGCCUUAAUGACGAGCGGAGCAAACCUAGCGCAGAAUCAGCAACCCUUGAAAGGCGCGAAACGGUCGGCUCCACGUACCCCACAACCCGCAGCGAAUAUGGCUUAUCUUUAGAGCCACAUCGCUCAGUGUCAUCCCUUCAAAUGCAAAGCACCGAACCUGAUCGUGAAGAGGCCAUCACCAAAGAGCGAGGCGGAUCAGAAGGCAUCACCAUUGCCAUUAGCGAGCUCAAACUGAACCUUACUACUCCAGAUGUAGCAGCCUUAUUACAGAACACGGAGAAGGUUUACAUCAGCUUUGAGUUUUUAGACCAGAGACCGGACGAUGAGGAGCUGGAGACGGACUCGGUGACCUUGGCUGAUAGCGGCGUGGUGCAAUUCUCAUACUCUAAGUUCUUCCCCUUCUCGGAAACCACAAAUCCACGGGGACGGUUUCGCCUCCGUCGUGCUCUCAAGUCACCGGAAGAGACAGACCAUUUGAUCCAGUUCGUUGUAGUCAGCGAACCCCCCGGAGAUACCGAUGACGACGUCUCCCAAGAUCUUGCAUACGCAAGCGUCAGCCUGAAAGAGUUGAUGUCAUUAGAGGACGACGGUGCAAUAUUUGAUCUCACGUUAUUUGAAAGGUCUGGUAGUCUUGAGAUGGGACACUUGACGGUCACGUUGGCUGGAGCACAUACCAUACACACAAUACUGGAAAAUGGAUAAGGUCAU